AUGCACGAAGAGGGCUUCAGGUCGUGGGUAGUCCCCACUGCCGUCACCGCUGCUGUCCUGUAUAAGUGGUGUAUAGGCUUGGGCUCAUAUUCAGGGCAAGCAACGCCUCCGAUGUACGGCGACUAUGAAGCUCAGAGACAUUGGAUGGAGUUAACCAUCCAUCUGCCUAUAUCCCAAUGGUACAAAUACGACCUCGAAUACUGGGGUCUUGACUACCCGCCUCUCACUGCCUAUAUCUCGUGGUUUUUUGGCAUACUUGGUUCACGGAUUAAUCCUUCGUGGUUUGCCUUGGACAAAUCAAGGGGUAUCGAAACCGGUGGCAGCAAGUUGUUCAUGAGAGUUUCCGUGCUGAUAGCGGAUACGCUCAUCUAUGUUCCUUCUUUGGUCAUGCUCAUUCGGACAUGGCACGCCCAACGGUCCACCCGUACACAGAAUCUCGCGCUACUGGUACUGUUGUUCCAUCCUGCGUUGCUCCUGGUCGAUUUCGGGCACUUUCAGUACAACUCGGUAAUGCUUGGUUUCGCUGUAUUUGCAAUGAACUUCUUCGUGACAGGCCAUGAUUUGCUUGGUGCUAUAUGCUUCGUCUUGUCCCUGGGAUUCAAGCAAAUGGCUCUGUACUACGCGCCUGCCAUCGGCGCAUACUUGCUUAGCAAAUGCCUUUACCUCGGUCUUAGUCAAGGGUUCUCCCUGUUUGUGCGCCUCGCGGUUGUCACUACACUCUCAUUCUUGGUCCUUUUCUCUCCCUGGCUACCGCCCUUCGCCUCGCUCUUCUCCAUCGCGGACCCUGUCACCCGCAUCUUCCCAUUCAAUCGUGGUCUGUUCGAAGAUAAAGUCGCCAACUUCUGGUGCGCGUCCGACGUCGUCCUGAAGUGGCGCCGGUGGGUGUCCAAGGAAACGCUGGUCAGAUUAUCUGCCGGAUUGACCGCCAUCGGCUUCGCGCCGGCCGUCAUAGGCCUGAUAUAUGGCGGGUGGGUGAUGAGCGGGCUCGGACGCGGAGAUGGGACGCGUGCGAAGUCGCCGACGCUACAGCUGCUGCCUUACGCGCUGUUGACGUCUUCCAUGUCAUUCUUUCUAUUCUCAUUUCAGGUUCACGAGAAGACUAUCUUACUACCUCUUAUGCCGCUUACGCUCCUUCUGUCCGGCUCGACGCCAGACUCCGCUACCUACGAGAUCGGAGCGUUAGUGAACAAUGUUGCUGUAUUCAGUAUGUGGCCACUGCUGAGACGAGAUGGGCUCGCGGUGCAAUACGUUGCGCUCCUUGUCUUUUGGAAUCGACUCAUCGGCAACAAUCCCUUCCGUAAACCGCAAUCACUGUUUCAUUACUUAUCCCUGGUCAUCUACUCUGGCGCCGUCAUUUUACAUGCUCUGGAACUAUUGGUGACGCCUCCUGCUCGGUACCCGGACCUCUUCCCGGUGCUGAACGUCCUUCUCUCAACACCCAUCUUCGGCUUAACUUGGUUAUGGAGCAUCAAGCGUGGCGUCGAAGUCUCUUGGGCCAUGGGUGGCCUUGGCACGCGGAAAUCCGGGCUCGACAAGAAGCUCGACGACAAGUCAGACAGCGCGGUGCAUGUCACCGGAGCGCGGACGCAGAGCUUGGGCUUCGCUCAAGGUAGGCGUAGGCCACAGUUCAGGGCCGCCAGUGUCGAUUACGCUACUAGCGGGCCAGCGUCGGAUAUACCCAGUUCUCGACCGUGA
Punctularia strigosozonata HHB-11173 SS5 is the source of this 1695-nucleotide messenger RNA. RefSeq names its product glucosyltransferase. Gene Ontology annotation, biological process: protein N-linked glycosylation. Gene Ontology annotation, molecular function: dolichyl pyrophosphate Man9GlcNAc2 alpha-1,3-glucosyltransferase activity. NCBI's taxonomy places the organism in Eukaryota, Fungi, Basidiomycota, Agaricomycetes, Corticiales, Punctulariaceae. Gene Ontology annotation, cellular component: endoplasmic reticulum membrane. Bases 1 to 1695 code for a protein of 564 amino acids. The transcript has 9 exons. The record is from RefSeq and is a predicted model, not a curated record.